Molecule: messenger RNA, 585 nt
Organism: Letharia columbiana
Lineage: Eukaryota; Fungi; Ascomycota; Lecanoromycetes; Lecanorales; Parmeliaceae
Exons: 1
Coding region: 1-585 (194 amino acids)
Molecular function (GO): protein binding
Source: RefSeq, a predicted model, not a curated record
AUGUUGCUGAAUCGAAAUUGUAAUCCCAACAGUAUUGUCCAACUUUCUAUAAAGUUCCCAUACCAAAGAGAGACGGCUCUUUUGGCAGCAAUCAGCACAAAAGACAUUCAAAAGGUCCAGCUGCUAAUUGACGCUGGAGCGGAUGUGAAUCGGCCUGCAACGAAAGGAGUCAAACGCACUCCGCUACAGAGGGCAGCCGAGAUAGGUAGCUUUCAAAUCGCACGAAUCCUAAUAGACAACGGCGGGCUCGUCAAUGCUCAGCCCGCGGCGAGGGGAGGGGCAACUGCCAUACAACUUGCGGCAAUUGGAGGUUACAUCGGCAUUGCGGAACUACUUCUGGAGAACGGCGCCGACGUCAAUGCACCAGCUGCCAGAGUGCAUGGAAGGACUGCUCUUGAGGGGGCCGCCGAACAUGGCCGUAUCGACAUGCUGAAGCUGCUUUUCAACGUUAGCGCCAAGUUCCACGGCCCUGAGUAUGAACGAGCUCUGCAACUCGCGAAGGAAAAUGGACACAUGGCCACUCGGAGAUAUCUCGAAUAUCUUUCCACCGCGUCCGAAGAGUCGAUCAUGGACACGUGGCAGUGA